This is a messenger RNA of Trematomus bernacchii (emerald rockcod), 4141 nucleotides long. It is a transcript of the gene ipo9, whose product is annotated as importin 9. Gene Ontology annotation, molecular function: small GTPase binding. Gene Ontology annotation, cellular component: nuclear envelope; cytosol. The transcript is spliced from 24 exons. The record is from RefSeq and is a predicted model, not a curated record. Gene Ontology annotation, biological process: protein import into nucleus. The coding region runs from base 134 to 3256 and encodes 1040 amino acids. Lineage: Eukaryota; Metazoa; Chordata; Actinopteri; Perciformes; Nototheniidae.
CGAGCUUCUUCCUCCUGCUAAGCCCCGCCUCCACGUUUCCAUGCAUGGCGCGCUUCGCCUCUGUGACUGGCUCCCUGCUCCUCCCCGGGUGGCGGUGACUCUGUAGUGGGCUGUGGGUGAACACACAGCAGGCAUGAGUGCGGCGGGUAGUGCUCGGUCCGGUUCGGCCGCUGGCCCGGUCCAACAGGGGCUAAAAGAGGCUCUAAUCGAGACACUGACGGCCAUCCUGUCCCCGGUUCAAGAAGUGCGCGCUGCCGCGGAGGAGCAGAUUAAAGUGCUGGAAGUGACAGAGGAGUUUGGUGUCCAUCUGGCAGAACUCACAGUUGAUCCUCAGGGAGCGCUCGCAAUCCGUCAGUUAGCAUCAGUCAUCCUGAAGCAGUAUGUGGAGACUCACUGGUGUUCCCACUCAGAGAAAUUUAGACCUCCUGAAACUUCCGAUCAGGCUAAAGCCGCCAUCAGGGUGCUGCUGCCCAGCGGUCUGCGGGAGGCCAUCAGCAAGGUCCGCUCCAGUGUAGCGUACGCCGUGUCGGCCAUCGCCCACUGGGACUGGCCCGAGGCCUGGCCGCAGCUGCUCACCCUCCUGAUGGAGAUGCUGGUCAGUGGAAACGUCAACGCUGUGCACGGGGCCAUGAGGGUCCUCACAGAGUUUACUCGGGAGGUGACUGACACACAGAUGCCGCUGGUGGCUCCUGUCAUCUUACCUGAAAUGUACAAGAUCUUCACCAUGGCAGAGGUGUACAGUAUUCGUACCCGAUCCAGAGCCGUGGAGAUAUUCACCACCUGUGCCAACCUCAUCUGUGCUAUUGAAGAGCAUGAGAAGGGUGCAGCCAAAGCGUUGAUCUUCCCCGUGGUGCAGCAGUUCACUGAAGCGUUUGUGCACGCUCUACAGAUGCCUGAGGGACCCUUGUCUGAUAGCGGUCUCAAGAUGGAAGUCCUAAAGGCAGUAACUGCGUUGGUGAACAAUUUCCCCAAACCCAUGGUGUCCUCCAUGCAGCAGAUUCUACCCAUCGUCUGGAACACACUGACUGAAAGUGCAGCUUUCUAUGUGAGAACAGAAGUCAACUACACAGAGGAAGUGGAUGACCCUGUAGACUCCGAUGGUGAAGUUUUGGGCUUUGAGAAUCUGGUGUUCAGCAUCUUUGACUUUGUCCACACGCUGCUGGAAAACCACAAGUUUAAGAGCACAGUGAAGAAAGCCCUGCCGGAACUCAUCUACUACGUCAUCCUGUACAUGCAGAUCACUGAGGACCAGAUCAAAGCGUGGACGGCAAAUCCCCAGCAGUUUGUAGAGGAUGAGGAUGAUGACACCUUCUCCUACUCUGUCAGGAUAUCUGCUCAGGACCUGCUGCUGGCUGUUGCUGCAGAGUUUCAGAAUGAGAGCGCAGCAGCUCUGGCAGCGGCAGCAACCAGACAUCUCCAGGAGGCCGAGCAGGCCAAAAACAGCGGCAAUGAGCACUGGUGGAAGAUCCAUGAGGCAUGCAUGUUGGCCCUCGGGUCUGUAAAAGCCAUCAUCACAGAGAACGUGAAGAACGGUCGUAUCCAGUUUGACAUGCACGGUUUCUUGGCUGGUGUUAUUCUCGCCGAUCUUAACUUGGCAUCGGCGUCUCCGUUCCUCCUGGGCCGGGCUCUGUGGGCGGCCAGUCGCUUCACGGCGGCCAUGUCUCCGGAGCUCAUCCAGCAGUUCCUGCAGGCCACCGUCAGCGGUCUGCACGACAGCCAGCCGCCCUCUGUACGCAUCUCCGGGGUCAGGGCCAUCUGGGGGUACUGUGAUCAGCUGAAGCUGUCGGAGAGCACCCAUGUCCUGCAGCCCUUCCUCCCCAGCAUCCUCGAAGGACUCAUCCAACUGGCCGCCCAGUUCAGCUCAGAGGUGCUCACCCUCGUCAUGGAAACCCUGUGCAUCGUCUGCACCGUGGACCCCACCUUCACCACCAACGCAGAGAACAAGAUCUGCCCCCUCACCAUCGCUAUUUUCCUGAAAUACAACAACGACCCUGUGGUGGCGUCCCUGGCUCAGGACAUCUUUAAGGAGCUGGCACAGAUCGAGGGCUGCCAGGGCCCCAUGCAGAUGCGUCUCAUCCCCACGCUGAUCAGCAUCAUGCAGGCUCCCACCGACAAGAUCCCCUCUGGACUCUGUGCUUCGUCCAUCGACAUCCUGACCACAGUGGUCCGAAACACCAAAGCCCCUCUCUCAGAGCUACUGGUGUGCCAGGCUUUCCCUGUGGUGGCUCAGUGCACCUUACGCACUGACGACAACACGAUAAUGCAGAACGGAGGCGAGUGUCUGCGGGCGUACGUCUCCGUGGCCCUGGAGCAGAUCGCUCAGUGGAGGGACGAGCAGGGCAACAGCGGCCUCUGGUACGUCAUGCAGGCGGUCAACCAGCUGCUGGACCCCCGCACCUCGGAGUUCACGGCCGCCUUCGUGGGCCGGUUGGUUUCCACUCUGAUCUCUCGGGCGGGAACCCAGCUCGGGGAACAGCUGGACCAGAUCCUGAGAGCCAUUCUGAGCAAGAUGCAGCAAGCGGAGACUCUGAGUGUCAUGCAGUCUCUGAUCAUGGUGUUUGCCAACCUGGUGCACUCCCAGCUGGAGCCUCUGUUGGAGUUCCUGUGCAGUCUGCCCGGCCCCACGGGGAAACCGGCCCUGGAGUUUGUCAUGACGGAGUGGAUGAGCAGGCAGCACCUCUUCUAUGGACAGUACGAAGGCAAAGUCAGCACGGUGGCUCUCUGUAAGCUCCUUCAGCACGGUCUCAACUCUGACGACAAACGCCUCCAGGACAUCGUGGUGAAGGGGGAAGAGAUCUACAGCCCUGAAGACGGCAUCCGCACACGCUCCAAAUCUGCCAAGAACCCAGAGCGCUGGACCAACAUUCCUUUGCUAGUGAAAAUCUUUAAAUUGAUCAUCAAUGAGCUGUCGACGGUCGUGGAGGCAAACUCCAGCAGGACGAACGCAGCCGACUGGAGUCAAGAUUCCAGUGGUAUGUGGGAGGAAGAUGAAGAGGGCGACGAUGAUGAUGAGGAUGAAGGGGUGGCAGGGCAGCUGCUUUCUGAUCUCAUCGCCUCCAACAAAUACGAUGAUGAUUAUUACGAGGAUGAUGAUGAGGAUGAUCCAGAUGCCUUGAAGGACCCCAUAUAUCAGAUUGAUUUGCAGGCUUACCUGACAGACUUCCUGACUCAGUUCGCCCAGCAGCCGUGUUACAGCAUGUUCUCCGGACACCUCACCUCCAGCGAGAGACAAACCCUGCAGUCCAUAGGCCUCUAGCCCGAGCUCCUCUUCCAUCUGAACUCUCCUAAUACUUGUGCGCUUAUGAUGAAUUUAAAACGUAUCAAUGGAAAGGAGAAAUGGAAUGAGCGAGGAGGGAAACGGGUUAAAAGAGACGGACAGCACUUACCCAUAACUCCUUUUUUCUACGUGCUCACGGGAUGAAGGAUUUUGCAGAUGUUAAAGCGAGGAGGUGAGAGACGUCUGUUCCUGGCGCUACUCAGAGGACUCGUCAUUUUAGAGAAACUUCAGACGGACGAGAGGAUUGGACAAAAACCUCGAGGCUUCACAGUGGGACAGGUGAAACAUGAAAUAUGAACAGACUAUUUUGCCAUGUGCUAUUUGUAACUUAGCCCAUUAUUUUUGUCAUUUCUGUAAAAAAUGCAACAUAGAAAAUGCUUUCAACAGACUACACUGAUUUGAAGGAAGUCAAAUGAAAACAAACAUUGUGAUAUUUGGGGGAGGGAGAGAAAUAUUGGCAGCCUUUUAUUCCACAAAAAACGUUCACUGUUUCUGACAGGAAAUGAAAAGUUCUUAUACCGGCUGUCAUGUCUCGGGGUACGAUGGGUAUUUGGGAAAUUCAAACUAUUGCCACGGUGAUUCGCAGCAUUGUCAUUUCCUUGUAUACCCAUUGAAAUGUGGGGUGGAUAGAUUUCUAAAUAAAAGUCCAGAAAGGACAAUAUUUCCAGAUUGAUGUCCAGAUUCCUCUCUUGUCUCCCCGAAAUGUGAGAAAUACUGAAAUAUGCAGGUCCUUUUUAAUCACGUGUUCAAAUAAAUCAAAAAUUGUAAAAUACAUGUUAUUUACAUUUUUCUUUUACCUAUUUAUGGAAAUUGAAAGUGUAUUGGUUUACAUAUUCUGGCUCACUAUAAAUGCACUGUACAGUU